This is a messenger RNA of Vigna angularis (adzuki bean), 1875 nucleotides long. Its product is annotated as pentatricopeptide repeat-containing protein At1g63080, mitochondrial. Bases 87 to 1631 code for a protein of 514 amino acids. NCBI's taxonomy places the organism in Eukaryota, Viridiplantae, Streptophyta, Magnoliopsida, Fabales, Fabaceae. Gene Ontology annotation, molecular function: protein binding. The record is from RefSeq and is a predicted model, not a curated record. The transcript has 2 exons.
UUAAGUGUUUUUAGAGAAACACUAACUCCCAAUCUUUUGUUUCCUCACAGCAUCGCCUCCUCUUUCUCUCUAGCCUUAACCUAACAAUGUCACUCUCAAUAACAAAGUUAAGGUUCUGUAUUUCUUUUUCCAUUUCCAAGUUCUCUCCUUUUCUUCCAAACCCUUCUUCUAUCUCUUCCUUUCGCUUACACUAUCACUCUCAGCCUCCUUCAGUUGAUGUUCACGAAGUCGUCUCCCAAUUUCAUCGCAUGUUUCAUAUGCGCCCUAUUCCUCCCAUUAACCAAUUUCAGCAGAUCUUGGGAUCUCUUACAAAGAUGAAACACUAUUCUACAACUAUUUUCCUUUUUAAGCAAAUGGAGCUCAAAGGAAUUCAGGGUAAUCUUGUCAUUCUCAACAUCGUCAUCAAUUGUUUGUGCCACUUAAGCCAAAUGCCAUUCUCUUUCUCUAUUCUUGCCAAGAUUCUCAAACUGGGUUAUCAUCCAAGUGUCAUAACCUUAACUACCCUCAUGAAAGGUCUCUGUCUUAACAGUGAGGUCAAGAAAGCACUAACCUUUCAUGACAAGGCAGUAACACAAGGAUUUCGAUUUGACCGCGUUAGUUACGGGACUUUGAUCAAUGGCUUGUGCAAGGUAGGAGAAACCGAAGCUGCCAUCAAGUUGCUCAGAAUAAUAGAAGGAGGAUUAUGUAAGUCUAAUGUUGUAAUGUACAUUGACUCUCUAUUCAAAGAUAAUCUUGCAAAAGAGGCUUAUGAUUUGGUUAUUAAAAUGAUAUCAAAUAACAUCAUGCCUAACGCUUAUAUCUAUACUAUAAUGAUUGAUGCUUUAUGUAAGGAAGGAAAGAUAAAAGAAGCUAAGAAUGUGUUAGGUGUGAUGGUGAAAGCUUGUGUGAAACCUACUAGUGUUACACUUAACAUUUUAAUAGAUUGGUAUUCCUUAGUUAACGAGAUGAAAAGUGCUAAACACAUAUUUAAUGUUAUGACCCAAAUUGGAGUAACUCAUCAGGUUCGCAGCUACAAUAUCAUGAUUAAUGGAUUAUUGAAGAGUAAAAGAGAGGAUGAGGCCAUGAAUAUCUUUCAGGAAAUGCAUAAAAGGAACAUGGUUCCUAACACAGUGACUUACACUACUCUUAUAGAUGGUUUAUGCAAAUCUGGGAAAAUAAGUUAUGUUUGGGAUCUUAUUGAUGAGAUGCAUGAUAGAAAUCAACAACCAGAUGUAAUCACUUACAAUUGCUUGAUACAUGCUUUGUCCAAAAACUAUCAUCUAGACAAGGCAUUUGAAUUAUUCAAGACAAUGAUGGAAAAGGGAAUUCAGCCGAGUAUGUACACCUGGAAUAUACUUAUUGAUGGAAUGUGCAAAGGGGGAAGACUUGAGGAGGCACAAGAGACCUUUCAAGAUCUUUUAAUUAAAGGGUACCGUUUAAAUGUAUUUUGUUAUAGUACUAUGAUCAAUGGUCUUUGUAAAAAGGGUUUGAUUGAUGAGGCAUUAACCUUAUGGUCCACAAUGAAAGAAAAUGGUUGCUUACCUGAUGCAGUAACUUUCGAAAUAAUGAUUAGGGCCCUCUUUGAAAAGGAUGAGAUUGAUAAGGCAGAGACAUUUGUUCGUGAAAUGAUAUUUAGAGGCUUGUUGACAUGAUGAAAGUGAAACUAUAACGGUCACCUGAUAGAUCCUGGGAGACUGGGACUUCAUCAGAAGUGUGAAAUUGUCUGCUAUGUUACUGUCCCAUGUAUAUUCUAGAUAUGUUUUUUUUAUGCUUCUUGCAUCUAUGGUUUACAUCUAUUAUGAUUGCCUAUAUGUUGCUGUCUUGUAUAACUCAUUGUGUUUUAUGACUUCAAUUCACAUGGUGUGAAUAAACAUAGUCAAAUCUGUUGCAGAGACU